UAUUUGUUUCGACUAUUGAAAUUACUGGUAAUAAUUCAAGAAACUCAUUAAAUACAAAACAAAAAACUCCUAAAAUGAGUGCCACUGAAAAUCAAGGAGCUGAUGCAGUUCCUCCUCCGCCACCCACGGCUGCUGGCAGGCCAAGACCCCCAACUUCGCAGCUUUUUUCGCGAGGAAAUCUGGUCAGCAGUCGGGCUGCUGGUGGCGACAAAACCUCCUUGGCCAGACCCUCGACGGCAGUAAGAGCUGUGGGCUAUGCUGCCAAUAGCGCCGGAACCAACCAAAAGUUUGAUCAGUUUUUCCUGGAAAAGGCCAAGCAACAGACGCUGUCCUCUGCAAAUGCAGCUGUGGAUGCGGCCAAGGAAGUCAAUCCUCAAAUCAAAUACAAGAAUCUAGAGAGCAAAAUAGUCAAGCUCUUGGAAUCCUCCAUCGUUUUGGCCAGGCAGAGCUCCACCCCGGGAGAGCCCACAUCCGAAGCAAAGUCCUCAGCCGAGGCCUUGAACAAAGCCAAAGAAGCCUUCUCCUUGGAUCGAACCCUGCACAGAUUUCGGGACCAGCAGGGCGAGAAUGUCUAUCACAACUUUGACUUGACCUAUGCGGUCUUUUUCAAUCUCGCCGAGCAAUACGAGCGCAAUGAUCUCCACAUCGAGGCCCUCAACACUUACAGCAUCAUGACGAAGAACAAAAUGUUUCCGCAUGUAAAUCAGCUAAAGAUCAAUAUGGGCAACAUUUAUUUCAAAAUGGGACUCUAUCAAAAAGCGGUGAAGAUGUAUCGCAUGGCCCUGGAUUCGGUACCCAAGAACCUGAGCCAGCUGCGCUUGAAGAUCCAGGAGAACAUAGGUGUCCUCUUUGUUCGCAUGGGCUCCUACUCGGAUGCGGCCUCUAGCUUCGAGUUCAUCAUGUCUGAACGGGCGGACAUCAAGUGUGGCAUUCAUCUGCUGCUCUGCUGUUACGCUCUCGGAGAUGUGGAUAGAAUCAAGACAGCCUUUCGCAGCCUGUGUGAUGUACCUCCUGGAGAGACGGACACGGAUCUGGGCACCGAGAGCAGCAUCAUUAAGCUGCAGCAGCAGGCGGGUCAGGUAACUGGAGGUCAAGAGGAGCUGGACAAACCUACGGAUACUCAGGCCGAUGUGGCUGUGAUUGAUGCUGAAGGUGGCGGCUCCUACGAGAAGGUACAAGAGUCCUCAAAGUCCUCCGCCAAGAACAAGCAGCGCUAUGUGCUCCAAGCCCUCAAGGCCGAUGAACUGGCAGUGUACACCAAGCAGCGUAGAAAUGCGGAGAAGCGUUCCAUCACCAUGAUUGUGGACUUGAUAUCGCCACUUAUCGAGGAGAACUACAACGAUGGCUACAACUGGUGCAUCGAGGUGAUCAAGUCCUCGAAUAUGGCCUGGCUGGCCAGUGAACUGGAGCUGAACAAGGCCUUGGUCUAUCUCCGGCAAAACGAUGUGAAUCAGGCCAUCGAAACCCUACAGAUGUAUGACCGCAAGAGCGAGGGUUCCAUGACGGCCAGUGCUUUGACCAAUCUCAGCUUCAUCUACAUAAGUCUGGGCAACCUGGAGAUGGCCAGGCACUGCCUUAACCAGCUGCAAGAGAUCGGGGCACUAGACACAAAUCCUCUAGCCUUGAUCAAUGCCAGCAUUGUGGAUCUGCAAAAGCAGGACUUGGUUUCAGCCCGGGAACGCCUAAAGCGGGCUCUGCAGCUGCAGCCCACUAGCUUUGAGGCUAACUACAACCUAGGACUGGUGGCCUUGGCUCAGCAGGAUUACGAGCUGGCCGAGGAGCGUUUCGAGCUGCUGAAGGCCCAGCUGUUGGUGCCGCAUUCCGUGCAGCAUAGCCACGUUUUCUAUCAGCUGGCCAAGCUCCAGGAGCGCCGUUUAAAAGGAGGCUCCCCGGGAGCUUCGCUGCAGGGUUAUCUCCAGGUCCUAGGCAUAUCCGCCGCCGACAUAGACUCCCGGCUGUUUGAGAAGGUCGGUUCGCUGUACGAGCAGAUCCAGGACCACCAGGAGGCCAAUCAGUACUACAACGAGGCGUAUCGCAUCAAUAUGAGCGACAUAAACAUUGCCAGCUCUAUUGGUUCCUACUACAUCAAGCUGCAGGCCACGGAGAAGGCGCUCUACUACUACGAAAGAGCUGUCCUCGCGGAUCCCAAUGAUCCCAACUUGAUGCUCCGCAUAGCCAGUUGCUUCAGGAACUCGUAUCUCCCGCCCAAGCAAUAUCUGGGCAUGUUUCAGAAGAUCUAUGCCCGGUUCCCGGACAAUCUCACUUGUGUUCGAGCCCUGAUGCAGGUGACCAAGUCUCUGGGGAUGUCAGAUCUCCACGAGCGCUACGCUGCAGACUAUGCUCGCCUGCACAAGCAGCAGCAGGAGCGCCAAAAUGAGCAGCGCUAUCAGCAGCAACGCCUCUCCUCGGCCACCUCGUCGUCUGCCUCCUCCGGUGGCAGCCGUUUGCGCAGUGUCCGCAAGUCCAACGAGGAGCGCGUUCAGGAGAAUACCGAUCUGUCGCAGGGCAUGACCUAUGCCCAGAGGUCUACCUCCUAUGCCGUGCAGCAGUUUGAUCCCUUGGGUCCACCCGCCGAGCGUCCGCGCACUGGGAUGUAUCGGGGUCAGAAGAGCAAGGAUGAUUCCGAUGAUGAUGCGGAAAUGAAUGCCGAGAGUUUGCUGCCCAUUUAAGGGAACACC
Messenger RNA from Drosophila kikkawai, 2678 nucleotides. It is a transcript of the gene nompB, whose product is annotated as intraflagellar transport protein 88-like protein nompB. Gene Ontology annotation, biological process: intraciliary transport; non-motile cilium assembly. Gene Ontology annotation, cellular component: ciliary base; centriole; non-motile cilium. NCBI's taxonomy places the organism in Eukaryota, Metazoa, Arthropoda, Insecta, Diptera, Drosophilidae. Gene Ontology annotation, molecular function: kinesin binding. The record is from RefSeq and is a predicted model, not a curated record.